AGUACUAAAUACUACUGCUACCUGUCCUGUCCUGCUAACAUCCGUAGCACUGCAGGAGGUGCCCGCCGCUUCGUCCAACAUCGAAGAAGAAGAAGAAGACAACAUAAAAGAGGAAAGCCCAAUUUGUUUGACGAUGAGAGCUAGAGUGGUGGUGUUUCCAAUAAGAGGGAGGAACUGGGCUUUUAGCAGCAGAUCUUCUUCUUCUUCACUCGACUCCCAUUCAUCCUCCUCCUCCUCAUCAUCUCAUACCGCGCCGCCCUCCACAUUCAAAGAGUUAUGGAAUACCAUUUCCUCCCCUCAGCAGAAGCCGCCCUCUCAUUCCAAUGUCGAACUCCUCAUUGAUUUCUUCGCCAACAAGAUGAAUAGAGCUUGGGGUAAGCUGGAAGAAGCUCCCCGGGGGACUUUUAAGAGCAAGAUUCACAGGUUGGGUGUGAAGCUUUUGUCUCGGGUUAAGCCAUCAGAAAUUUUCUUGAAAUCCAUACCUAAGGAGGCUACCCAUGUUGAGAUCACCUAUCCCUCCAGUUUGAAUGCACGACUUGUCCGCAGAAGGAUACGGCAUAUUGCCAUAAGGGGAGCUGUUCUUCACAAGAAGUACUUCUAUGGAUCAGUUACAUUGCUUCCCGCUACAGCAAUAUUAGCAGUCCUACCGUUGCCUAACAUUCCGUUCUUUUGGUUCUUGUUCCGAUCUUAUUCUCACUGGAGAGCUCUCAAGGGAAGUGAGAAACUUCUGCAGCUAGUGUCAGAUGGUUCCACUAAUCAAGAUUCUUCGAUUGAGAAGGAGAACAAAGGACUGCAGGACUCUGAAAAAGGAAAAUUUGAUUCUCUUGGUUCUCCUUGGGUAUUGCAACCUUCUGAUGAGCUUCACAAGCUUCUUCAAGGCAAAGAUGCAGAAAGUGCCAACGAGUCUACUGUAUCAGAAAUAUGCCAGAGAUUUUCAUUAAAGACAAAUGAUGUUUUGAAGUACAGGAAUUCAUUGUAGUUCAAGUUUUGCAUCCUUUCUUUUAGUGUUAGUUACAUAUCAGUUCAAAAAGGAAAUUAUAGAUUCACUGCCGUUAAUUUUGCCAAGCUGAAUUGAUUUUUCAAAAUAGAAAAUCGGUCAAUUUUUCUCAGCUUGCUUAUCACUAAAACAUCUGGAAGCACUGAAUUGCUGGAUGCUGAGAACUGGACGGGCAUAUGCUACUAUAUAUAUAUACGGUUCCGUUUGCUAAAAGCUUUUUUUUGUUUGUUUGAAUGAUAUGGCAUUGUCUAAUUUUAGGUUUUGAUAGUGAGUGAAAAAGGAGAUGCAGCAGCAGCAGGCCGGGCGGCUGGCUGCGAAUUU
Molecule: messenger RNA, 1318 nt
Organism: Coffea eugenioides
Lineage: Eukaryota; Viridiplantae; Streptophyta; Magnoliopsida; Gentianales; Rubiaceae
Exons: 9
Coding region: 134-979 (281 amino acids)
Biological process (GO): proton transmembrane transport; potassium ion transport
Cellular component (GO): mitochondrial inner membrane
Source: RefSeq, a predicted model, not a curated record